GGGAAAAGGUAGCUCAGGCCUGUGAGAUAUGUGCUAAAGAAAAGUGCCAGAGAACCAAGCAUCAGCUCGGAGCUUUCGAUUCUUCACAGUUUCAGGCAGGAAAAGUUUGGCAGGUAGAUCUGCUAGGACCCCUCCCAGGGUCUAAACCGCCAAAUAAAGGAUUAGUUGUUGUUGACCUGGGAACAAGAAAGUUACAAGUUAUUCCCUUACGAAAAAGCAAUGCCACUGCUGUUAUUUCUGCCUUAACUGCUGUAUUUGCCACCUGGCAACCUCCUCAUGAAAUUCAGUCUGAUGGGGGACCCCCUUUUAACUCUAACGCCAUAGACAAAUUUGCUCGUCUUCACAAUGUAGCUUGGCAUCUCCAUCUGCCGUACCACCCACAGUCCAAUGGCAUUGUAGAAAGACAUAUAGGCCUGUACAAAGAACAACUUCGCCUCAGAGGAGAAGGGACGUUUAAAAACUGGACUAAAUUCAGUCAUGAUGUUCUCAUCUCACUGAACACUGCUAAACCAUUAUGGGAUGAAGCUAAUAUCCAGAAACCCCCACCUUGGGAACCCAAGUUCCAGCCAGAUGAGUUAGUGUGGAUCUCAAUACCGCACCCCCAUCAGUCUCAUCCGCAAGUUCACAAAGGAACAGUUCAACGGUCGGGACAAUAUCCUAAUACCUAUUCUUCCACUUAGAGGAAAAGCCCGAUCAUCCUCCUAUUAUCGUUCAUCACAACUGGAUGACUCGUGGUUCCGACAUUCACCCAGUAACCUUACAGUGAAUCCAAUUAUGGGUCUUUUUGGCUUUGUUCUGUUUUGUUUUGUUGUUUUCUUUUCUUUAUAGGUCUAACCUCAGCACAGCGGUAAUCUACAGCCGUUCGAUUGUGUGAUCCGUCGAGCACCAAACUACAGUUCAUUCGAGUCAAAAGUGACGGUUGUGAAGGAAACACUGAGGCAGUGAAUGUCCAUCUGCUCAGGACUUGCUAUGACACUGUUUUCUCUCAUUUUAUUAAGUAUUUUAAUUGACAUUGUCUGUUAUAGGAGAAGAUGGACUGACUAAUAAACGAGGGGAGUCCCAAGCAGAUGUUCUCCAAUCAGACGAUGAUCAAUAGUUGUUGUUAUAUGUUCAAGUUAUUAUAUGUUAUAGUUUGUUAAGAAGACCGGUCUAUAAAAUUGUUUAUAUAUAUUGGUUGUUGAAGCUUUGCCAGGUCAGUAAAUCCUGAAACAAAGAUGCCUUAUGAUGUGCUCAUGUGUCUAAAAUUCCAGUUGUGCCGUUGGCAAGGGGGCAUGUCACAACCCAGUGAUUUUGGUGCCUCGGCACGAUGGAAUUUUCCCGCCACAUGAGAGCCUCUUGCACAGCAAAGGGUUUUUGUUGCAACAGAAAAACCCCGGUGCAAGAGAGUUCCCGCCAUUUGAAUGCAAAUUUGUGUCCCGCUAUUGGCCAGUUCUAAAUUAUUCCUACAUGGCGGCUAGUAAUUGGCUUGCUAGCCGUUUAAAAUUUCGUGCGACUUCCGCCCAAGUCGAAGAACUUUGAGCACACUGCAGAGUGCCUCUAAAGAGAUCUGACUUGCGGCUGAGCUGAUCGAUAGACUGAUCACCUAUCGAUUCUUCUCCCCGUCGCCGAGUGCAAUCCUCGACGUACCCUUUCCCCGCCGGCUUAAUUUGUGGACGGAUUGGCUGGCCUGAGCCUUGCCAGCUGGAGCAACUCACAUAGUUGUUCAGAUGACCGGACCACCUGCGUCGUGGCUACAAGCGGCGUGUUUUUGGCUGCUUUGUCAUUCACCUACUUGAGUAAAACCUUAUCUGGAACCAUUAUGAAAAGUUCCAUCACACAGAUAGAAAGAAGAUUUGACAUUCCCUCCUCUAUAGCUGGCUUAAUUGAUGGAAGUUUUGAGAUGGGUAAUUUGUUGGUGAUUGCAUUUGUAAGUUACUAUGGAGCCAAAAUUCACAGACCAAAAGCAAUUGCUCUUGGAUGUUUCAUUAUGUCUGCUGGAAGUAUCUUAACAGCAAUGCCUCAUUUCUUCAUGGGAUAUUACAAGUAUGAGACAACACUGAAUGCAAUGUCAUCAGUCAACUCAACUUCAAGCAUCAAUCCCUGCUCAGUGGAUCAGAAAGAUAUUGGAGUCAGUGAAACCUUGAUAGAACCUGAUCCGGGUUGUAAAAAAGAAGCAUCAUCAUACAUGUGGAUUUAUGUCUUACUGGGAAACAUGUUACGUGGAAUUGGGGAAACACCAAUAGCACCAUUGGGAAUUUCUUACCUUGACGAUUUUGCUAAAGACGACGAUGCUCCUUUAUAUAUUGCACUUUUGCACACAAUAGCAAUGAUUGGUCCAAUGCUUGGUUUCCUGUUGGGAUCACUGUGUGCCAGACUGUACGUGGAUAUUGGAUUUGUGGAUCUAGGCAGCAUCACCAUAACCCCAAGAGAUUCCCGUUGGGUGGGUGCAUGGUGGCUUGGUUUUAUCAUAGCUGGAGUAACUGCCCUCAUAUCUGCCAUACCAUUCUGUUUCCUGCCAAAGAGUCUGAAAAAGCCAGAGGAGGAAAGUAAUGAUAAAACUUCAUCUGAUCUCUCCAACAUUAAGGAAGACAACAGUGGGAAGCACAGCCCUAUAAAACAAAAGCCAGUGAAGUCCUCAGCAACUUUGAAAGAUUUCUUUAUUUCUGUGAAAGCAGUAUUGGGUAACCGAAUAUACUUCGUAUUUUUGUGUUCUGUACUGUUACAGUUCAGUAGCUUUGUUGGUUUCUUGACUUACAAACCAAAAUACAUGGAACAGCAGUAUGGUCAGUCAGCAUCAAAGUCUAACUUCAUAACAGGAUUAACGUCCUUACCUGCUGUGGCCAUUGGGAUUUUCUUAGGAGGACUUCUAAUGAAAAAGUACAAAUGGGGCUUGAUUGGAGCUACCAAAUUUGGAUUUGGUGUUUCAUUUUUUGCUUUCCUUAUAAGCCUGCUACAUUUUUUUGUGGGCUGCGAGAACCAUGUAGUGGCUGGACUGACAGUGUCCUAUGAUGGGACACCAGUUGCAUAUGGUGAAAACACUGUAUUUUCUUCCUGCAACUCUGAUUGCAAAUGUGCCUCAAACCAAUGGGAUCCGGUCUGUGGAGACAAUGGAAUCACAUACAUAACAGCUUGUCUUGCUGGCUGCAAGGUUUCAACAGGCCAUGGAAAGAACACAGUGUUUCAUAAUUGUAGCUGCACUGAAGUUGCAGGUUUGCUAUCAGGAAAUACUUCGGUAACUUUGGGACACUGUCCAAAAAGUGAUGAUUGUUCCAAGAAGUUUAUUUAUUAUACAGUCAUACAAGUCAUAAGUGCUUUUUUCUAUGCUUUAGGAGGCACCCCAACAUAUAUGAUUACACUUAGGUGUGUUCAGCCAGAGCUAAAAUCUCUUGCAGUUGGUCUGUAUGUACUCACCAUGAGGGCCCUAGCUGGAAUUCCAGCCCCAGUUUAUUUUGGUGCAUUGAUAGAUAGGACUUGCUUGAAAUGGGGAAGAGGAAGCUGUGGACAACGGGGCGCUUGUAGGAUAUAUGAUUCUAAUGCAUACAGGAAGGCAUACCUGGGCCUAAUAACAGGCCUGAGAGCACCAUCCUACUUGAUAGCUUUAUUGUUUUUUUUGAUGGUGAAGAAACAUUAUCAAGCCAAGGACUCCAAGCCCACUGAAAAUGGAGGAAAAGAAGAUAUUCCUAUGAGUGGAGAAACUAACUCAAAAAGCUGUGAAUAUUUGUCAGGUUCUUCUGAUGCAGAAAAAGAAUCCUAUAUUUAAAAAAAAAAAGUUUGAAUCUAUAUAGCAUGAAUCAGGACAGCUUCUUGUAAAAACAGGUUAUAGAAUGUCAUGAACAAAACAAUAAUGAUGUUCAGAAUGUUAAACCAGUAAUUAAGCCAUUACUAAUGACAAGAGAAGCUAGGUACAAAUGUGAUUUAUAUUUAGCUGUGUUUAUGAGCAUUUUGCCUAAUAACAUACACUACAAAUUUUAUGAACAGACUCAAGCUAUUAAUAAAUAAUGAAGGAAACCCCAAUUUGGCAUGAUUAAUUGCAAGAGUUGUUGACAACUCUUUGGGACAGGGGCAGCAGGGGCAGCAGGAUAAUGCAGUUUUCUGUUUCACAGAAAACUGCAUUAUAAAUACCAUUCAAAUCAUAAGCAUUCCCCCACCACACACAUACCUGCCUGCUCUCCCCCACCCAUGUUCUAGAAUCAGUUGGUCUUCUACAAGAAGAAUUGUAACUUUUUUACGAUUCUAUGUUGAGAGAAACCUUAAAAUACAAUAAGAGCUAGGUACAGACAGUCAAAAAGCCCAAAGCUGAAUCAAUUCAGUUUUUGCAGAUUAGUCUAAACUGCACAGAUUAAAUUGAAACAGAAGUGAACAGACAUUUAUUUACCUUUCAUUUAGGAAAUGCAGCCAUGUGCCUGCAGUGGCUCAGGCUAGAGGCCUGGAGCACUAUAGCAUGGCUCUCUGGCUGUGUGUUCACUUCCUCUUCCUGCUGCCCCUGAAGUAUCUGGGAUUUGCAGUCCAGAAGUAUAGCAACAGGACUCUGCAGGGUUGUUCAUCACUUCCUCUUUCUGCUUCCAAGUGACUCUGGAACUUGUAGUCCACACUUACAGCCAGCAGUAAGUUUGAGUGGGGGAAGGGGUGUUUAGACCCCCACCCUGGCCCCACACCCCAGCUGGGGUUUGCCUGGGGGGGCAGUCCCCACCCCCACUGUAGACUGGGCUGCAUCCCCAGCUAAGCUUGUCUCCCCCUCACUCCCCGACUCCCCUGUCAACCAGCCCUCACUGCUCCAGCUAGGGAGCAGAGGGGCGGGGCCAGCCAUGCUCUCUGGAGCAGACAGCACAGCCCAGCCCAGGCCUGGAAAGCAUGAUGGGAUGCCGGGGGAUUGUGAUUUAACUUGAACGAGGAAGGGGUCUGGGACAGAAGUUUCAUAAAUCAUUUUGACCCAAAUCAGUUAAAUCUGAUACUACAUUCAACCAGGUUUAUCUUAAACCAGUUUCAGCCAUUUUGAAACUGAUUUAUAUGUACCAUAUAACUGGUUUAUGUUCUGUUACAGGUUUAAACCUGUUUCUGAUCAUUUAAACUGUUUUAUAUGUAACUUCUGUCCCUAGCCAUUGUGUUUCCAACAAAAAUUCCAUAUCUAUGCUAGGUAUAAGUAGAGUUGCUUGGGAAGGGAAUUUCCAUUCUGCAAGGAAUUUCAACAUUUCUUUUCAUCCCAAAUCAUAAGAAAAAGAAUGGCAAGAUUUACUAUAAACCAAAAUUUCUAAACAGUGGUGUAACUAGGGGAAGGUGACUGAGGCAACCAGGUGCAGAAUUGGCAGGCAGGAGGGUGAAAGAAAAUGGCUGCUGGUGGCGUUGUGGUAACUGGAAGUUGCUGCUGUCCCUGUGGUCUGGGUACCAAGCUAUGUCACUGUACUGCUGCUCUGAAAUAUUUUUGACACCUUGCAACAACAUUACUGGAAUGUUUCAUUGCAAUAUCACAUUGAUUUUGUUAGGAUAUGAUCAGACAUGCUUUAAGUGUCAAAAUGAUAAAGUCAAACUGGAAUGUUUUGACUUUAUCAACAUGUGCAUUCCUAACUGAUUGAAGGUUGCCUAUUUUAUCCAAAGGAAAUGAUUCCACCUUAACAUCAGAAUGAAUUGCUUCAAUUGUAUCCCACUGAUAAUUUCAAUAACAGUUCCCAUAUGUUCCCAUUGUGCUUGUUUAGUUGAAUAAGUAGUUUCCAAUGGUAAACAGUUCUACUGGAGGAAACAUUUUCAUCAGCUUUAAGUAGUAUCUGAUUUUGCUAUAACUAAAAUUAUGUUUUGUUUUUGCUAUUCACACUUUGUGGUUGCUAUAUUUGGCAGGACUUUGUAUAUACGGUUUCAUUGCUUCUGCUGUAACUCACUUUUUUUCUUUAUUAACUAGGCUUCUCUAGUCCAUGAGGUAUAAUAAUGCAGCAGUCCUGAGUUUAGAGGAGCUAAGUGGUCCUGGUUCCCUCAUACCAGCCUGUUUUCUGAAUGCCUAGAGAAUUCUUCUGGUCUGUGCUGUAGUGGGGAAUUUUUCAGCUAGGCUAUGAAUACAAGUUAGGCCCACUAUACAAGGCUGUUUGCAUUGCGUGUAUACGACAUCCUACCCAAGCCAUUGAGAGAGAUGCUGAGAACAUUGGGUCUAUCCUACAAACCUGUAAUUCCAAGAAAGGCCACAGUGAGUUUGAAGUGAUAAAACCUGCCAGGUUUGGCCUGGCUAGUAGGGGAACAGAGGUCUGUGUUAACUUGUCCGGGAAGAGGUAAAUACUGUGAGGUGUACAGUGAAUAUAAGUGCCCAGCUCAACCCUCAGUGACAUAUUACAGAGUGGCAGACCAGCUGUACCCAGGAAUUGCACAACUGACUUGAGACCCCUCCAGAAAAAAAGAAAAAUGAAAUUAUAACAGGAGAGAGAGAAGGACAGAAGCCAUACUUCCUCCUCUUACAAAUAUUUUAAAUCUUCAUUUUCAGAAGCUGUUAUUAAAAUAAGACAUUGAUCUGUGGAUGCAAUUCUGAAAACACCGAAGUAAAAGUUAAUGAGACUUGUGUUCUAAUUCAUUUAGAGGUUUUCUAAAUCCCAUCCCACUUCAAAAAAAAAUCCUGUUGAAAACUUACCACAAUUUACUAAUGUUACAAGCAAAAAAAAAAGAGAUCAUAUUCCAAAUAUUCAAGCUAGAAAAGGUGAAGAGGAAUGGCACCUAGGAUGAUCAGGGGAACAGAGACCCUAUCUUAUGAGACAUAGCUAAGAGAGUUUGGUUAGUUUUGGAAGGGUGAGAGGGGAUAGGUUUGAUCUCAAAGAAAAAGAGGAGUUAGUAAAGCAAAAGGACAAUGUUAGCACAAGAAAAAAGUGAUGUAACCUGGCCCCAAAUACCUUUUUGAUAAAGUUAGAACGUUUCUAAACAUCAUAGUACAGACAUUCUGGAAUAGCCUUCAAAUACAAGUGGUAGAAGCAUGUCACCUAACUGGCUUAAAGACAGUCCUUUUAAUAAAUUUAGCAAGCUCUAUGUGGUAUGGCAGGGGAUUGGAUUUAAUGACCUAGGUAGAUGUAUUCCAAUGCUAUUCUCCCAUGAUAUUCUUAAUUCAGUUCUAUAGCAGCGCAGUGCAAAUUUAUUCCUGUUUGAGUUCAGUGGGACUGCAUAUGAAAAAAAUUAUAAUUUAGCAUGAAUAAAAGUAACUGCAAGCUUCUGAGAGCUCAGUACUUUUGAACAUAAGGCCUCAUAGUCAGGAGUCUGAUUAUGGACUUGAGGACCUAUUUGUUUGAUGUUUUGGAAAUCCUGCUUGGUUUCAUCUUCACAUCUCUGAAGUUCAGCUGUUUUAUUAACCUUUUUUUUUUCUUUUGAAGAUGGAUAACAUGAACAUUGUCAAAUGAGUCUCAAUGGUAGCCUUUUAUAAAAAUCGUAUGUAAAUAAUCCAUUAAAGUGGUCUGUUAAAUAAAAACAAUAUUUUCAAUUUUA
Alligator mississippiensis (American alligator) is the source of this 7422-nucleotide messenger RNA. Its product is annotated as solute carrier organic anion transporter family member 1C1. The transcript has 14 exons. NCBI's taxonomy places the organism in Eukaryota, Metazoa, Chordata, Crocodylia, Alligatoridae. The record is from RefSeq and is a predicted model, not a curated record. Gene Ontology annotation, cellular component: membrane. Gene Ontology annotation, biological process: transmembrane transport; sodium-independent organic anion transport. Bases 1799 to 3739 code for a protein of 646 amino acids. Gene Ontology annotation, molecular function: protein binding.